GGUGAGCGGGCGAAUGAGAUUGGCUUCGGGCGGCUGACAUGGGCUCUGUAAGUUAAUAAAUCGGAAAUCGUCAUCUCGAUUCAGACCGUUAAGAACCAUUGCCAUUGGCAGCCUCACAUGAUAUUCUUAUAACGUAUGUGCAGGGCUGACAGUGCGUGCCAACCACCUUCCUCCGGACUCUCACAUCAAGCUCAGUUCUCAAGCAUUCCUCCAUGCACGACUCCAACCCAUCACCGGCCUCCAACGACGACAAGCUGUCUGCAAACUUCUUCAACGUCCUCACCACCGCAUGCAUUCUAGAGGAGCAAGUAAAGGACCUCGAAGCGCGAUGCGACGACGCAGAAGCCCGCUGCGCAUUCAAGAAGCGGAAGAUCAACGCUUUGGAGAACCAGCUCCACGAUUUAGUCUUCUCUAGCGCAUUCCUGGGCGCGGACGACGACGACGACCCAGACGUUUUCUCAAGCGGUCAUCGAGGCGAUUCGUCUCCGCGUUUACACGGCCUCUUCGACGUCCACGGUCCCGGCCGAGUCAACCUCUACGGCGUCCAGUCUUCCCUGGAUUUCAGCUCCCCGAGCAUCUACAGCGACUCGGACGCGGGCUCGCCGCGAGCGGCUAAAAUGAGCACCAUACGUCUCGCCAUGGACCAGGGAACCAAGACGAUCUCGAUACUGGAGAGAAAGAGCGUAGAGUCCGCGAGCACCUCCAUGGCAUCGGCAGACCGAGCCCCGUUCUCGGCAACCCAUCAAUUCCGCGUUCGAAGCUUCCCCCUGCGGGCGCGCGAUCAGGAUAGCCCGCGUGAACAGGUGGUUUUACGAAACAACAAGCCUUCAAAGCAUCUUUCAGAGGCUGCGAAGAACUACAAGCCUCAUAGUCAAGUGCUCGUGGUGCGCAAGCCGUCGAAUCGAAAACGAGCCCCUGAAAAGCCUACGCUGAAGCAGGCACUCGUGACGACGAGCUUCGCUGCCUUUCCGGCCUCCCGUGCGGCGACCCAUGUCAGCAGCACCGAAACGCGUUUACGACGGGGCGGGUCGUGGAGACGAAAAGUCCUCGGACGCACCGACCGCCUGGGGACGAAAGCGACGCUGCCCAAGAGGUUCCUCGCCAAUAUCGCACACGCAGGCUCCCGGUACUCCUUUUCCCUUUCCAAGCAGCAGAAUGGCGACGAGAAUAGGAGGGUGGAUUAG
Molecule: messenger RNA, 1184 nt
Organism: Serpula lacrymans var. lacrymans S7.9
Lineage: Eukaryota; Fungi; Basidiomycota; Agaricomycetes; Boletales; Serpulaceae
Exons: 1
Coding region: 213-1184 (323 amino acids)
Source: RefSeq, a predicted model, not a curated record